AUAUCAAUGUUCCUAUGACAACAAGGAUAUCAAUUACGUCAGCACUGCAAUGGACUUUAGAUCCUACAGGUAAUCCAGAGGGAGUGACACUUUCCUUGAACAGCUUAAACGGGUGUACAGCCAUGGCAAAAUUCUUAUCACAAACUCAGAUUGAUGAGUUCAAAGAAUGUUUCUCCCUUUAUGAUAAGAAGCGAAAGGGAAAGAUUGAUGCCAAAGACCUUAUCACGGUCAUGCGCUGCCUGGGUACAAGUCCCACUUACAGUGAAGUGGACAGACAUCUGCAAGUCCACAAAAUAGAAAAGACAGGGGCGCUGGACUUUUCCAUGUUUCUAACCAUGAUGCACAGACAGAUACAGCAGGAGGAUCCUAAGACUGAAAUUCUGGAGGCUAUGCGUAUGACGGACAAACACAAGAAGGGCUACAUUCUGGAUUCUGAGCUGCGGGCCAAACUCACUGGCCUGGGAGAAAAGCUCACUGAUAAAGAGGUGGAUGAGCUUUUUAAGGAGGCUAAUGUAGGACCUGAUGGACGUAUUCACUAUGAGGAGUUCACCAGAAUGGUCACAAUUCCUGCAGUGGACUACUAAUACAUGAGUAUCUGUUGAAGAGUGGGAUGGAAACUUAUCCUGGGUAAUGCAACUAUUUACUGACAAGAAUGGGAUUUUUUUUUGUUUUGUUCUUUGUAUACG
Molecule: messenger RNA, 686 nt
Organism: Xyrauchen texanus (razorback sucker)
Lineage: Eukaryota; Metazoa; Chordata; Actinopteri; Cypriniformes; Catostomidae
Product: calmodulin-like protein 4
Exons: 5
Coding region: 15-584 (189 amino acids)
Cellular component (GO): myosin II complex
Molecular function (GO): calcium ion binding
Source: RefSeq, a predicted model, not a curated record